Contarinia nasturtii (swede midge) is the source of this 1065-nucleotide messenger RNA. Its product is annotated as cytochrome c1-2, heme protein, mitochondrial-like. Gene Ontology annotation, molecular function: electron transfer activity; heme binding. NCBI's taxonomy places the organism in Eukaryota, Metazoa, Arthropoda, Insecta, Diptera, Cecidomyiidae. Gene Ontology annotation, biological process: mitochondrial electron transport, ubiquinol to cytochrome c. The coding region runs from base 16 to 975 and encodes 319 amino acids. The record is from RefSeq and is a predicted model, not a curated record. The transcript is spliced from 7 exons.
CCAUGUUAAUUACAAAUGAAAAAGAAACAAUUUACUAGUUUUAAAAUGGCGGCCCAAGUGAUAUCACGGUGUUACAGCGCUGGUCUUUUGAAAAAUGGCAGUAAAAUUGCCAUUCAAAAGGCGAAUAGUUUUUCUACCGGGCCAACAUUGAAGGUUGACAAAAAGUGGUGGAUUGUUGGUACACUCGCCAGUUUGACUGGUGGCUGUUGGUAUGCUAUUCAAUCGGUUGAUGCUUCAGAUCUAAAAGCAAUGCCAGCCCAUUUGCCAUGGACUCACAAAUCCCUUCUCAAAGGAUUCGAUCAUGCCAGUAUGCGUCGAGGCUACGAAGUGUACAAGCAAGUGUGUGCAUCAUGUCAUUCGUUGCAAUACCUCGCAUACCGACAUUUAGUUGGACAAACGCAUACGGAAGAAGAGGCCAAAGCUGAAGCUGCAGAGAUGACCGUCAUUGAUGGUCCAGAUGAUACUGGUAAUAUGUUCGAGCGGCCCGGUCGAUUAACUGAUUAUAUCACUGGCCCAUAUAAAAAUGAACAGGAGGCUCGUUUUGCAAACAAUGGUGCUUAUCCACCCGAUCUUAGUCUUAUUGUGUUAGCUCGUAAAGGCGAAGAAGAUUAUAUUUUCCACUUGCUUACCAAUUAUACCGAUACACCCGCUGGCGUUAAACUUGCCGAAGGUCAAUCGUACAAUCCAUAUUUCGCAGGAGGUGCCAUCGGUAUGCCACAAGUUAUUUUUGACGGCCUCGUCGAUUAUGCGGAUGGAACACCAAACUCUGCUGCACAAUUGGCUAAGGAUGUUGUAACAUUUUUGGCUUGGGUGGCCGACCGUCGUCUUGAAGAUAGAAAGGAGAUUGGAAUUAAAGCACUACCGAUCCUAGCCCUCUUGUGGAUUGGCUCUUGGUAUGCAACUCGAUUCGUGUUUAAACCAUUGAAAACAACCAAAUACCAAUUCGUGGACAGAAUUCGAAAGUCCAAAUUUUAAAUAAAAAAAACAGCUACCAUCAUUAAAAGUCUUUGUGAAUAAAAAAUAUAUUCGAAAACUUGCAAAUAAAUAUGAAACCAUAAGAGUUAA